This is a messenger RNA of Empidonax traillii (willow flycatcher), 1944 nucleotides long. It is a transcript of the gene NOS3, whose product is annotated as nitric oxide synthase 3. The record is from RefSeq and is a predicted model, not a curated record. The transcript has 14 exons. Gene Ontology annotation, biological process: nitric oxide biosynthetic process. Gene Ontology annotation, molecular function: FMN binding; nitric-oxide synthase activity. NCBI's taxonomy places the organism in Eukaryota, Metazoa, Chordata, Aves, Passeriformes, Tyrannidae. The annotation marks the transcript as partial.
UCUGCCCCACAGCCGGAUGCCUGGAAGGUUUACGUGUCCAAAGGCACCACCGUCACACGCAGAAAGACCUUCAAGGAAGUGGCCAAUGCCGUCAAGAUCUCGGCCAAGCUGAUGGGACAAGUGAUGGCUCGGAGGGUGAAGGCCACCAUCCUCUACGCCACCGAGACUGGGAAAUCCCGGACUUACGCUUGGAAUCUGUGCCAGCUCUUCCGACGAGCGUUUGAUCCCAAGGUGCUGUGCAUGGAUGAGUAUGACGUGGUGGCCCUGGAGCACGAGACCCUGGUCCUGGUGGUCACCAGCACGUUUGGGAACGGGGACCCUCCAGAAUGCGCCGAGAGCUUCUCCAAGGCACUGAUGGAGAUGACAUCGCCAUACACCGGCACCUCCCAGGCGGAGCCGCCCAUGAGCUACAAGCUGCGGUUCAACAGUGUUUCCCAGUCCGACCAGCUUGUGGCCUCCUGGAAGAAGAAGCGGAGGCAGCUGAGCAACACAGACAGUGCUGGGACCCUGGGAGCCCUGCGGUUCGCGGUGUUCGGGCUGGGGUCCCGGGCAUACCCCCACUUCUGCGCCUUCGCACGGGCCGUGGACACGCGGCUGGAGGAGCUGGGGGGGGAGCGGGUGCUGCCCCUGGGCGAGGGCGACGAGCUGUGUGCCCAGGAGGAGUCAUUCCGCACGUGGGCACGUCAGGUGUUCCAGGCUGCCUGUGAGACCUUCUGCGUGGGGGAUGGGAUGGGGGCGGGCGAGGAGCUGUUCGCCCCCCCCCAGGGCUGGAAGCGGCAGAGGCACCGGCUGGUGCCACAGCCCCAGGCCACCGAGAUCCUGGCUGGUACUGACCCCCCAGCACCCCCCUGGCACCCCCAGGACCCUCUAACCCUCUGCGGGUCCCCUCCCGGACCACGCUGGGUGCUGCAGCCGCGGCUGCCCCCCUGCACCCUGGCCCAGGCUCUCACCUUCUACCUGGACGUGGCGGCCCCCCCGACCCCGCAGUUCCUGCAGCUCCUGAGCUCGCUGGCGCGGGACCCCGCGGAGCGGGAACGGCUCCAGAACCUGGCGCAGGACGCGCGGCUGUACGAGGAGUGGAAGUGGUUCCGGUGCCCGACGUUGCCGGAGGUGCUGGCCGAGUUCCCGUCCGUCGCUCUGCCGGCCGCGCUGCUGCUCUCCCAGCUCCCGCUGCUCCAGCCCCGCUACUACUCCAUCAGCUCCGCGCCCGGCGCCCACCCGGGCGAGAUCCACCUCACCGUGGCCGUCGUCACCUACCACAGCGAGAACGGGCAGGGCCCUCUCCACUACGGCGUCUGCUCCACGUGGCUGGCGCGGCUGCAGCCGGGGGACACGGUGCCCGCCUUCAUCCGGGGGGCCCCCUCGUUCCGGCUGCCACCCGCCCCCGACACCCCCUGCAUCCUCGUGGGCCCCGGCACCGGCGUCGCGCCUUUCCGGAGCUUCUGGCAGCACCGGCUGCACCUCCUGCACACCGAGGGCGUGUCCCUGGGCCCCAUGGUGCUGGUGUUUGGGUGCCGCUCGUCCGCCCUGGACCACAUCUAUCGCGAGGAGAUGGAGCAGGCACGGGAGCAGGGGGCCCUCAGCCAGGUGCUCACGGCCUUCUCCCGUCAGCCGGGCACCCCCAAGACGUACGUGCAGGAUGUGCUGCGGGCACAGCUGGCAGCUGAGGUGCACCAGGUGCUGUGCCAGCGCGGGGGCCACAUGUACGUGUGCGGGGACGUCACCAUGGCCACCGAGGUGCUGCAGACCGUGCAGCACAUCCUCGCCCAGGAAGGAGACAUGACGCUGGGACAGGCGGGGGACGUCAUCAGUGAGCUGAGGGACAAGAACCUCUACCACGAGGACAUCUUCGGCCUGACGUUCCGCACGCAGGAGGUGGCCCUGCGCAUCCGCAGCCAGUCCUUCUCCCUGCAGGAGCGGCGCCCGCCGGGCCCAGCGCCCUGA